AUGGACGGCUCGUGUCGUGAAUCGAAGACCUCAGCCAGCAUUCUCGAUGGCGGCUGGCGGAAGCAGCAGGGCGCCUCACGGAACGUCUGGCGCGAAGAAAUCAGCACGUGGCGAGGAGACAAACUCCCUGGCGCGAACCAGCAGCGAGAAGAGCAGGAGUAUAUUCGGCUCGGUUCAGCCCGGUUGAACGUGGAGGGUCUAAACAACGGUGACCUAGAAAAUUCGGUUUAUGGAGAGCUCGGGGCGCCUGUUACUCCAGGUGCAGCGUCUUUGCGACGACGGUCGCUUCAAGGCGAAGGCGGCGAAGAGAAUUCCUUAGAGUUCUUUCCCGACGACAGCUGGGAAAUCGUCGAUCUUCCGUCAAGCGAACCUCCUCAGCCUCCCCCGGAAGUUCCCAGCGCCGACGCGCCUGAUCCGCCCCCCGCAGACUCCGCGGAACCCCCCGUGGGCUCCCCGGACGACUCCUUCCCCUUUCCGCCGAACCCCGCGCCGUCGCCCGGCGACAGCGGCGACAGCCCGUCGCCCGCGCCCGUGUCGCUUCCCAGCCCGCCCACGGCUCCCGCGCCGGCGGUCACGGGCGGAGUGGGCGAAGUCGCGUCCGUGUGGUGCCCGCGUUUGCCGCGACUGCCCGCCGACUUCAUCGAAAACCCUCUCGAGGAGUUUAAAGCCCUCGACGAGGGCAUGGCGAAGCUCUACGCACGGCGUCCAGACGGGCAGUCCAUCACUAUAUGGGUAUCGGGGAAAGACUCCCCUGUGACUAUAUCGAGUAUGCCGCCCACGUCCGAGCUUCUAGGGCUUGAGACGACGAUGCCACAGAUCGAGGGGAUGGGGGAGCCGUCGAACCCACACCUGGAUCCGUUUUUCACGUCCUCCCUGCCGCCCUUCCCUGUGGUUCCCUUGAACUCUGUGCCGCCAUACGUUGCUGCGCCUCCCCCUCCCCCUCCGCACUCGUUCUCCCCGCCUCCUCCCCCUGAGAGCUCCACUCCAGCUUCCAAGUUUCCCCCACCUCCCCCUCCCCCGAACGUCCUUCUCGCCUCUCCUCCGCCUAACCCUCCGCCCUUUCCCCCGCAGUCACCACCUCCCCCAGAUCCAUCCAGUCCUGGUGGGGGAAAUGUGAGUCAACCCAGCGGCCCAGGCAGCAGCUUCCCCCUGUGUAACCCGUCACCCAUCCGGUGUGUGUUCAGGUUCGUGGGGUAUAAAGACAGAGUGCCAACGCUGGACAUUACCAGUGCUUUGGCGGAGGAAGUGAUCAGUCCUGCGUUGGUGGUGCUACGUGGUAACCGGACUUGUCGUGUGGUGGCGGCAAACAGUGGCGAGGGGAGGUCGAUUUGCGUUCAUGUGCGUGACGAGGUUUACCAUGCGACAAGGAGCCAGUUUUACGCCAAUGCGGAGCCGGAAGAGGUCGACGAAAUGGCCGACGCACAAGGCGCGUUCGUCACGCGUGCAUUCGAGAAGCUUCUGCGAGAAUCCACGGGACGGAAGUUCCAGAAGCUACACCAGGCGCUUAAAGCCUAUCUAGAUCGACCAAAAGGGGAGCAUUUGGUUCUGGUCACAUCAGCAUCACGGGUUGAUCCUCGCUAUGGGCUGCCUCAGACAGACGAACCAGGAGCGGCGGAAAUCGUGCCGCAGCCGCAGCAGCCGGCGCAGCUGGCCGGGACGAUUCCGCUGGAGCCGGCGGGCAGCGGGGACGGCAGCGGGCGCGCGCACCCGAACACGGCGAACGCGGCGAAUGUGACGGCGGCGGCGGCGAUGGCGGAGGCGGGGCAUUCGCUGGAAGGUGUAGAGGCGGAGCUUAUCCUGUGCCCGCUGCGGCUGGCCAUUGAGAGCAAGCAGAGCCGCCUCAUGGAAACGGCGCUCGACUGCCUGCACGUCAUCAAAGUCAUCCUCACUGCCAUCGCCUCCUCCACUUUCCAAGUGCAUGGGGACUGCUUGAUCCUUGCUCUGCGCACAUGCUACAACAUAGUGCUCACAAGCAAGAGCCAGGUGAACCUGUCAACAGCCAGGGGCACGCUCACUCAGAUGCUCAACAUCGUCUUCAAACGCAUGGAGGCAUCGGAACUAGCCCGUCCCCACGCCUACCCCACACCCACCAAGCCCUCCGGGGAGGGGCCUUCCGAGGACCAACCUGCUGCCGUUGCUGGUGACGCUGCUGCUGGUGGUGAUGGUGGUGGUACGUCUGCUGCUGCUGCAGUGGAGGGGGCGGAAGGGAAGGAGGGAGGCGGGGAGGGGGAGGAGGAGGGGGAGGUUGAGGGGAACGGGGAGAGGGAUGAGAGAGCGGGAGUACAGGAGGAGCUAAAAGUCCUGGAGGGACCGCAACCCAGUAUAGAGGCUCUAGAUGCUGUGCUAAGUAAAGCACUUAGGCCACAGGGAGGGGGUGCAGGGGGGGAUGUUGCUGGGGGUGGUGGUGGUGAGGGUGGUGAAGGGGAGGGAGGUGCUGCGUCAGCAGGGGAGGGGGGUGGAGAGGAGGGCGCUGGGGCGACUCCUGCUGCUCCUAAGGGCAUUGAUCUGAGCCUGCUGGCGCUGGCGCAGCGGGACGCCCUGCUGGUGUUCCGCACGCUGUGCAAGAUGGCCAUGAAGGACGGCACCGAGGACCUCGUUCUGCGCACCAAGGCACUGUCGCUGCAGUUGCUGCAGGUGGGUGGCUUGCCAGUAGCUGCUGCAGGUGGGUGGGUUGCCAGCAGCUGCUGCAGGUGGGUGGGUUGCCAGUAG
Messenger RNA from Closterium sp. Naga37s-1, 2709 nucleotides. Lineage: Eukaryota; Viridiplantae; Streptophyta; Zygnematophyceae; Desmidiales; Closteriaceae. The record is from the annotation of a GenBank genome assembly.